Molecule: messenger RNA, 884 nt
Organism: Amborella trichopoda
Lineage: Eukaryota; Viridiplantae; Streptophyta; Magnoliopsida; Amborellales; Amborellaceae
Product: small ribosomal subunit protein eS7
Biological process (GO): translation; ribosomal small subunit biogenesis; rRNA processing
Cellular component (GO): ribosome; small-subunit processome; 90S preribosome
Molecular function (GO): structural constituent of ribosome
Source: RefSeq, a predicted model, not a curated record
UCCUCUCUCUCUCUCUCUCUCUCUCUCUCUCUCUCUCUUGCAUCUCUCUCUUCCUCUAUUUUACAGAGAUCGCCUUUAUCUGUCUUAUUACCACCCCAAGCAAGCAGCUGGUCACCGGAUAUACAGUUGAAGAGCCAUCAAAAUGUUCACUGCUUAUAGGAAAAUUCAGAAAGACAAGGGUCUUGAACCUUCUGAGUUCGAGGAAACAGUUGCUCAGGCAUUCUUUGAUUUGGAAAACAGCAAUCAAGAGCUAAAGAGUGACCUAAAGGAUCUCUUCAUUAAUUCUGCAACUCAAGUUGAUGUAUCUGGGAAUCGGAAGGCCGUGGUGAUCCAUGUGCCCUACAGAUUGAGGAAGGCUUUCCGCAAGAUACAUGUGAGGCUCGUUAGAGAGCUGGAAAAGAAGUUCAGUGGGAAGGAUGUUAUUGUGAUUGCAACAAGGAGGAUCAUGAGGCCACCCAAGAAGGGUUCUGCAGUCCAAAGGCCUCGCAGUCGCACAUUGACUGCUGUGCAUGAUGCCAUGUUGGAGGAUGUUGUUUAUCCGGCAGAGAUUGUCGGAAAACGCAUCAGGUAUCGACUUGAUGGAUCCAAGAUCAUGAAGGUUUAUCUGGACCCUAAGGAGAGAAACAACACAGAGUACAAGCUUGAGACAUUCAGCGGAGUUUACCGGAAGCUUUCCGGAAAGGAUGUUGUCUUUGAGUAUCCUGUGACUGAGUCAGCUUAAAUGGUGUUUGGCAGCAAUGCGUUCCCUUAUUUAAUUUUCAUUCUUCUGUUUUGGCACAAAACUGAAUUGUUAUGGAGAGUUGAAUUUUGGGGUUGAGACGCUUAGGAAUUUUGUAAGUGUUUUUUUUACUCAUGAAUAGGUAAAAUCAUAGCUGUUUUCACUU